GUACGUGACUAGAGAACACGUUCUUCGAGCCUUUUCAUCCUGCCCAAUAACCACGCGUCAUGCCGCAGACAGCCACUCGCCUCAUCGGCUAGCCAAUCAAACUGGGCUUAGUAGUCAGUGGUGAUGGCGCCCUUUCGCUGGUUGUCUACCAGCAGCAUGUACCAUUUGCGCGCAAAUGUUGCUAUCUCAGGGGUAGGUAGUUAGGGGUGGCCUUGUAAACACUCCACAGCUGCAGAUAUAAAGCACUCAGCCAAGCGAUUCCAACCAGUACAUGUGCAGAUAUAGCUUGGAAGUUUCGUUAAGCUCGACGCUCUGCGGUUGUUUGCACCGCCGCUUCACGCUCUAGUGACUUUGUUUUGAUGUGAGCAAAUCAUCAGACGAACCCCUUACCAAAAUAAUGAAUGCUACUGCUGAACUUGGAAAGUACGUAAAUUCACUAAUGUUUCAGCUGUGCUCGGCGCGAUCUUUUUGAAACCUGGUUCCGAUUGAUCGGUGCGAGAUACGGAUGAUUAUCUCAGUGUAAAACUGUCCACUACUACAGCGGUAAUCUUUCAGAGUUCACGCCAUAUCUUGACUGAAAAAGCGACGACACUUCAUCACGUUCCGUUCUGGUUUUUCUUCAGCUAACAUUUCUCAGUCGAUUCUCUACAGUGAUGGAUUUCAUUACAACAGAACCACCGAACUCCACAAACAUGGAUGAUGACGUAUGUGCCAUGAACCUUGACAGUAUAAAUCAAAGCUUGGUGGAAGAAUUCUGCAACCGUCGCGACUACUUGGCGUUAGUUACGCCUCUAAACAUUUUCAUGUACUGGGUUGUCUUAGCUGGGGUUGUGGGCAAUAUGGCUUUGUUAAUUGUCAUUCUUAAAAACCGACCAUUGAGAACCACGCCCAAUAUGUUAGUUAUAAGUGUCACGGUUGGAGACUUGAUGUACCUUAUGGUGGUCGUACCAACAAGACUCGAACACCAAGUCGCUUUCUGUUUCCCUAACAGCAUUGCUUUGUGCAAGUUGUCCAGCGCCUGGCAGGUGCUAGCACAAGGGGUGUGUAUUUACUCUAUCGUGGCCGUCUCCUGUGAGCGUUAUGGGGCCAUCACCCAGCACAUGGGCCGUAGCUUGUUUCGUGGCUCGGCGAAGAAAACUGGCUGUCUAAUCGGCGUAGUCUGGUUACUCGCCUUCGUCCUAGCCGUCCCGGUAUACACGACGGCCACAUUGUACCAUGGGAUGUUAUGCAUCUACCUGCCCCACUUCGAGCCAGUUGCCAAGUGCUACGUUACCGUACAGUUGCUUUGCCAUUACAUCAUACCCUUAGUAAUUGUGACAGUGCUCUAUUCGCGAAUGGCCCACACUCUGAUCCGCAGUGCAGAUAGCUUCCGAGGUGAAAACCAACCAGGGGCUAAACAAUUUCGAGCUAGAAGACGACUGGCCAUCAUUGUGCUUAUCAUUGCCAUCUUCUUCGGAGUAUUCUGGAUGCCGUACUACGUAUACAACAUGUACUAUCAGUACGCCCUUUGUGGGAAUAUUGACGAGUCGGACCAGGCAUUCAUAGAGCUGCGUUUUUUUGCUUCACUGAUCAAUUCCUGCUUUAAUCCAUGGAUUGUCUUUAUCAUGAGCACCACCCACCAGAGGAUGCUGAUGCGAUGUAUUUCCUGCCGGAAAACGAUCACCAGAACCACCGACCGUCGCACCAACAUGACCACCCUGCGUUCCAACAGCUUCAUGAGUAGCAGCAAGGCUAACUACACCGAAAUCACCUCAAGUAUGUGAAAUGCAACACAGCUUUGAGCUUGGUUUGGUGUUACAUGCUAAAGGAUAUCCUGCCAAUUAGUCAGUAUUGAUAGGUCAUAGAUAUUACACACUGUUGAGAUACCAAGCAGGCGAAAACCCUAGAACAUGCUUACAAAAACCAACACUAAUGCAGGUACAGAUAAAAGUCCAAUUACCUAACAAAACUAUUUAGUCUUUAGAGACUAAAUGGAAUUUGUGUCAAGGUGUUAGUUUUUACAAAGUGAAAGGUUUGUUUGUUUGUUUGUUUGUUUGUUUGUUUUUGUUCUGACGAUUAAUAUGUACCACUGUGUAUCUGUAUGAUAAUGCCAUUCAGUAAUCUCGCAGUGCAUACAGUAUUUGCCUGAAAAAAAAUUGGUGCAUGUAAAUUGAUGAUUUUGUACGGCAUUUAAAAAGGCAUCCCGAACGUACUGUAUGAGCCUGUUGAUUCCAGUGCAGUUGAAUCACGAAGGACCGAUCACCAACUUUCGAAUUCAUGCAUUGCUGUACUCACAGAAUGAUGCUUGAAAAGAACUGACUCCAAAACAAACGUUAGAUUCAAUCUUCAAAGUCAGCGUGAUUUAGUAGUAAAAUUAGCUGUUUCCAAAAAGUGUUGGAAACUGUGGGCACAUACAGUGGUAUAGGAUAACACUACAUAAUAAACACUUCAUUUCAAGAAUGUUUGUUUACAAUCAAACAAUAGGUUUCCUGUACAGAAAUGUGUUCAAGCAUAAUUGGGUAAUCAACCAAAUUCGGCACAAGGGAUUAUGCACUUAUGCUUGAUCUUACUUUGAAGGCAUGGUGGCAUGGGGUACCUAAUUUCAAGUGAAAAAGAAAGUUAGAUGUUUUUUAAAGUUUUCGUUUUAUGAGCGAACACCUUCGACGGCACCAUUUUGGCAAGUAUUUAGCACCACUGUAAAUGCAUCGGGAAAAGUUGGGAACAGAAGGACGUUUACUGUGGUUUAAAGAUCUGUAGUGCUCGGUUAUAUCUGUGACUGCAGAACUUGAAAAUGGUGUCAAAGGAAGCUGAUCAAGUAUCAUUUUGGAUGCAACAAUAUCUGGAUUAACUUCUUUGGUACGACGAGAUUCAGGCAAUGUUUAGAAAGUUGAAAGACAUGGGAUAAAUUCCAGUGAACUGUGGGGAGAAUUGACUGCGGAGGACCCAUACAGACAUUGUUUGUGUAAUUUGCUACGACCAAAGCAUCUUGAGGAGUAAAGACUGGUCUAUUCGCUUUGAGCGAACGUGAAAGCAAAAGUGAUUUGAACAUCACGAAAUGUCCGAGACUUUGCAAAUUCUGGGUGCAAAAUUUCAUAUAACGUCAUAAAACUGCGUUCUUGCUUGCUUUCAUGCUACGUAAGAACUAGCCUCAUUUAGCUACAAAAACAUUGCUGGUGGGCAAAUUGCAUUGCGAAUAAAAAUAGCCUUUCAACAAUGAUUACUUUUUGCUGACGACUGCAGAUGUUACACGUAAUUUGCCGACUGUAAAAAAAAUUCACAUGCUGUGAAUACCAAAACUUAAACGCUAUAUGGUUUCGGCUGUCUUUUCUCUCAUUUAUUGCGAUCGAUCACACAAAGUCACCUACUUGACAACAGACACGAAACAUCCUGAUCUAUGUCUGGCCAGGUGCAGAGAAUUUAUCACUUCUGGUGAUGCAGUUUGUUUCGUUUUGGGGCGUCGGUACUGUAAAAUAAGUUAUCCAAGGUAUUGCUUGCUUCAGUUAGAUCCAUUUCCGAAGGAGGAAACUCAACGUCUGGUCUCUUUCAUUGUAAAUUGCAUGACCCAAUAGGAAAAGGGAGGGUUUUGUCAACAUAAUCCCGACUGGUGGGCGUCAAGCCUGACGAAAAACAGCCAACAUAGAGUUGAAUAUGAGCUUGAUGGUACAAGAGAACGAGAAAUCAAAUGCGCACUAUUCUAGUCUCCCUAUGAGAUUUGGAAGCUUUGUGGGAAAAUAUCCGGAGGGAUAAGUGCGGCUUAGGAGUAUCAUUUUUCAUGAAUGUUGAAUCCAGAUAUCUGCCACGUGAUACGUCCGCGCGCACCGCGCCUAAUAGGUGUGUGUUAUGUGCAUGGUGUUGAACAUAACUUGUACAGACUCAAGCCACUUCUUAAGCCAUUGCCUGUUUAUCCAAGGCUGAUUUACUGGAUUUUACAGAAAUGCUUUGCAAUAUGCAAUUAGAAUCAUUGAGAAGAAAAAGAGCCAACUCAUGUGUUCAUGUCCUUAUUCAUGUUGAUUGCCUUUCAAAUAUUGAUAGUUGGAACAAGCUGCCGCACCUCGUUGUCUUGUCGAUAACCUAUUUGGUGUGAGUUCCUUGUCUUUGAAUGAUUGUGACAUUGUCUCGGGAGAUUGUGUACGUUACAAAUGAGUGAUAUAAACGCAAGGUUUGCAAAUUUGUUUUGUGCAAGACAAGAAUUUUUUCAACGCAGAAAAAUAUGAAAACUUACACUAGGUCUUGCACAAAUUUCAGGAAUUACAUUUGCAAAAGUCAUUACUUUUACCCUUCUCAUUUUUCCCUGAACGCCGUCAUUCUGUCAAGUCAUAGACGAUACAUGUUUACCUUUAUUGUAUCGUCAUCAGAAUCUUUCAACUGGCGUGUGUCAAACGUCACUGAGACGAUCUACAUUUUGAUCAAUUGAACUGCCAUUUCUCUAUUGUCAGACAUUUUGCCCCUUCUUAACUCGUUCGAUCAUGUUCGAAAUAGACAGGCCUGUUAUUGCAUUUUUCCCUUCUCCAACGUAUAUAAACACGUUGCUUUCAGUGUUGUCCGACAGGUUUUGAGAACAUUAUAAGUUUACACGGGUGACAUUUCAACCCACCACUUCUUGCUUACUAGUGCAGACGUCUGUCUUACCACUCGACUAUCUACUUUGUCGGGAUCAGCUCGUGAUAGAUGAGCUGCAUUAUCGAGCAUGAUAUAAACUACGUUGGACAAUAUCAGAAAUCGCUACAGUUAUGUAUUCAUCAACCAAUAAAAACCAGAUCUCUCCGUAGGACCAUGCCAGUUAACAUUAUGCUGUCUGCACCAAGCUGGUUUCCCGGAAACCUCAGCUCUCUCCUUACAUUUCAUGUGACGUUCUUUUGCAUUUCAAGGUAAUCCUUCAAACAGUACAGUGUUAAUUUGAUAAUAUAGUCUUGCAUUAAAAGGACAAGUGGCUUUUGUGUCGAAGAAAAAAAUCCACUUUGCAAAGCUUUUCGGUACCGGUUUCACGUCAAACCCCAAAUACGUUUGCUGAAUGGUUGGAUAGUUAAAGAUUCGGCGAGAAACAGUGGAUAUUUCCAUUGCGUUCUCAUUGCAAUAACGACGAUUAAUUUUUUGUGUCUUUUGAGUCUCCUGAAGACGGACAGAGUACACUGUUCGAAACGUCGAGUUAUUCCCCGGUUCUU
Acanthaster planci (crown-of-thorns starfish) is the source of this 5141-nucleotide messenger RNA. RefSeq names its product bombesin receptor subtype-3-like. The record is from RefSeq and is a predicted model, not a curated record. Gene Ontology annotation, molecular function: neuropeptide receptor activity. Gene Ontology annotation, cellular component: plasma membrane. Gene Ontology annotation, biological process: G protein-coupled receptor signaling pathway. Lineage: Eukaryota; Metazoa; Echinodermata; Asteroidea; Valvatida; Acanthasteridae.